AUGGAGGCCACCCUCUUCUGGACCCCCAUUCCUGUAGAGGAGUUUGAGGAGGAGAUACAGCAGCAAGAGCAGCUGCUGCUGCAGCUGCUAGAGGCCCAAGGGUAUGUACCGCCGCAGCGGGAGCAGCAGCAGCAGCAAGAGCAGCAGCAGCAGCUGAAGACCGAUCAGCAGCAACAGCAACAGCAAGAGCAGCAGAAAGAGCUGCAGCAGCAGCAGCAGGAAAGGCAAGAGGACAAAGAUGCACAGCCUCAACAGGAACAGCAACAAGCCCAGCAGCAGCAGCAAGAGGAGCAGCAGCAAGAGCAGCAGCAGCAGCUAGAGCUGCAGCAAAGCCCUCAGACGUCUCCAGACUCAACUCGCUGCACAACUGUAGCAAAUGAGAUAAUGACUGCCCUUUCCCGUCUGUUAUUUCUGAAUGGCUUUUGCGUCAAUGCACCGCGGUGCUUCUUGGCAGAAGGGGAGACAAUAGAUGAAUAUUUACGGCAAGAACCUGCAUGGUUAGCUGUAUUUACAGCAGGAAGGAUGCCAUACACCGCAAACCUUUUCUGUUCUCUUCUUAGUUCAAUAUUUACUUAUGAUCCUCUUGGAUAUUGUAUUAUUUUGUUUGUUUUUAAUUCAGGAGAAACUUCCGAAUCAACAUCUUCCCCACC
Molecule: messenger RNA, 650 nt
Organism: Eimeria maxima
Lineage: Eukaryota; Apicomplexa; Conoidasida; Eucoccidiorida; Eimeriidae
Exons: 5
Source: RefSeq, a predicted model, not a curated record